This is a messenger RNA of Prosopis cineraria, 401 nucleotides long. RefSeq names its product glutaredoxin-C5-like. The record is from RefSeq and is a predicted model, not a curated record. The transcript has a single exon. The coding region runs from base 9 to 401 and encodes 130 amino acids. Lineage: Eukaryota; Viridiplantae; Streptophyta; Magnoliopsida; Fabales; Fabaceae.
UUUAGAAGAUGGAAUAUGAGAUGGGAGAGAGAUGGGGGUACUACGGGUGGUCACCGGAGGGGAUGGAGAGAGUGGUGAGGAUGGCGUCGGAGAGCGCGGUGGUGGUGUUCAGCCGGAGCGGUUGCUGUAUGUGCCACGCCGUGAAGAGGCUCUUGUGUGGCAUGGGAGUGAACCCUAGAGUGUACGAGCUGGAUCGUCAUCCCUUCGGCAAAGACAUGGAGCGAGCUCUCAUCACUCUGCUCCGUUCCUCCUCCUUCUCCGUCUCCGCCUCUGCCGCCUCUACUCUUCCCGUCGUCUUCAUUGGCGGCAACCUCGUCGGAGCCAUCGACAGCGUCCUUGCUUCCCAUAUUAAUGGCUCCCUCGUCCCUCUUCUCAAGCAAGCCGGUGCUUUAUGGCUUUGA